AUGGGGGACAUUUACGACUUUCACUUUGCGGCGGCCUCCGCUGUCUAUGGCGAGGAAAUGAAGCAAGUGCUGACAAAAUAUUCACGUGACUAG
Molecule: messenger RNA, 93 nt
Organism: Phytophthora nicotianae INRA-310
Lineage: Eukaryota; Oomycota; Peronosporomycetes; Peronosporales; Peronosporaceae
Exons: 1
Coding region: 1-93 (30 amino acids)
Source: RefSeq, a predicted model, not a curated record